AUGAGGACCUCGACAUCAUUAGCUGUUCUGCUUCUCCUCAACCCUUUCACUGACAUUGCUUCUGCUUCAUGCGGCCACGGUACCAGCCUCCUCAAACGCACAGUCACAGUCAGCAAGCGGGCUGAGGGUGGUGAAGUUGUCAAGAAGGUGGAAGUGGGGAAAUUUGGGUAUAUCGCGACCCAGGGCCCAACAAAUUGGGCUGCACUCACUCCCGAAAAUAUACAAUGCGCUACUAGCAAGAAACAAUCUCCAAUCGAUAUUACCAAUGUCACAACUACACUCGUUCAGCCCGGUGCUUUGGCAUUGACAUUCCCUCCGAUCCAAGCUACCGAAUUCGAAAACAUUGGGACAACAAUCGAGGUAGUGAUGGAAGGAAAGGGAGCAAGCACCGUUGUAGAUGGCAAAACCUUUGACCUCAAACAGUUUCAUUUCCACUCUCCAAGCGAGCAUACAGUCGAUGGAGAAUACUUUCCCUUGGAGAUGCACUUGGUUCAUGAAGCAACAGAUGGACAAAUAGCCGUCAUCGCCGCACAAUUCCAACUGACCGAGAACGGCGAGACGACAUCCCUCCUCACCUCGGUCACUGAAAAGAUCGCCGCCAUCUCUUCCCCUGGCUCAGUAACCGAGACCGGGGCUCUCGACUUCGCACCUCUCGUGGAUGUAAUCUCUAAGCAGGCCCUUCACACCUACGAAGGCUCACUCACCACACCUCCAUGUGCUGAAGGUCUCAAGUUCUUCGUCACAUCCCAACAACUACCCCUCGAUGUCGCAACUUUCAACAAAAUCAAAGCAGUCGUCGGUUUCAACGCACGCUUUACACAAAACAACAGCUUGACGGGCAUUGAUUUAGGGGCUCUGGGUACAUUGAGACUGUAG
This is a messenger RNA of Hyaloscypha bicolor E, 876 nucleotides long. Its product is annotated as putative carbonic anhydrase. NCBI's taxonomy places the organism in Eukaryota, Fungi, Ascomycota, Leotiomycetes, Helotiales, Hyaloscyphaceae. Gene Ontology annotation, molecular function: carbonate dehydratase activity; zinc ion binding. The transcript is spliced from 5 exons. Bases 1 to 876 code for a protein of 291 amino acids. The record is from RefSeq and is a predicted model, not a curated record.